Phascolarctos cinereus (koala) is the source of this 981-nucleotide messenger RNA. Its product is annotated as ubiquitin carboxyl-terminal hydrolase 48-like. The record is from RefSeq and is a predicted model, not a curated record. Gene Ontology annotation, cellular component: nucleus; cytosol. Gene Ontology annotation, biological process: protein deubiquitination. Gene Ontology annotation, molecular function: cysteine-type deubiquitinase activity. Lineage: Eukaryota; Metazoa; Chordata; Mammalia; Diprotodontia; Phascolarctidae.
AUGCACAGUCUUUCCCAGGAGCAGGUGGGACACAGAAGUGGGAUAACAGUUGACCGCAAGGCUGGUGCAGGCUGUUUUGGGGUUCAUAGGUCAGCCAGCAAAUACCGGCAACAGUAUCUGGGAAUGAGCAAGACUUUGGCUCACUGCAGGCUCCUGAUUGGCUCCCUUCAGCAAACAGGCUUCCUCUGUGUCCAGCGCACCCACCUGGAUGCCCAAGAGUUUUCAAAGCUGUUUAUGUCUUUAUUGGAGGAUACUUUGUCUAAGCAGAAGAAUCCAGAUGUGCAAAACAUCGUCCAGCAGCAAUUUUGUGGGGAAUAUGCAUAUGUCACCGUCUGUAACCAGUGUGGUCGUGAGUCUAAGCUUUUCUCAAAAUUUUAUGAACUGGAGUUAAAUAUCCAAGGGCACAAGCAGUUAACAGAUUGCAUCACUGAAUUUCUCAAGGAAGAAAAAUUAGAAGGAGACAAUCGAUACUUUUGUAAAAACUGUCAGAGUAAACAGAAUGCAACGAGGAAGAUCCGACUACUCAGUCUUCCCUGUAUACUUAAUUUACAGCUAAUGCGUUUUGUGUUUGACAGACAAAUGGGACAUAAGAAAAAACUGAACACCUACAUUGGUUUCUCAGAACUUUUGGAUAUGGAACCUUACAUGGAGCAUAAAGAAGGCAUCUGUGUAUAUGAACUCAGUGCUGUCCUCAUACACCGAGGCAUAAGUGCAUAUUCUGGCCACUACAUUGCUCACGUGAAGGAUCCUCAGACUGGAGAAUGGUAUAAAUUCAGUGACGAAGACAUAGAAAAGAUGGAGGGAAAGAAAUUACAGCUAGGGAUUGAGGAAGAUCUAGCGCCUUCCAAGUCACAGACCCAUAAACCUAAGUGUGGGAAAGGAACUCACUGCUCUGGAAAUGCCUACAUGUUGGUGUAUAGAUUACAGACCCAAGAGAAAUCUUCUUUGACAGUUCAAGUACCAGACUAUGCACACAUAUAA